Molecule: messenger RNA, 705 nt
Organism: Phytophthora sojae
Lineage: Eukaryota; Oomycota; Peronosporomycetes; Peronosporales; Peronosporaceae
Exons: 1
Coding region: 1-705 (234 amino acids)
Source: RefSeq, a predicted model, not a curated record
AUGGGGACGGACCUGCAGCUGCUGUUCGUGGCGGCCAGCGAGGCGCAGAACGACCAGCUGCUGGCCUUCUACCGCUCGCGCGACAUCGACACCAACAGCCGCGGCGAGCUCUGCGUGGACCGCUUCAUCGACGUCUUGGGCCGCAAGAAGGUGGCGGCCAGCGGCUGCAAGGGCUUCCUCGAGAUGAACGUGCUGAGCCCGGCGCUGCUGCAGAAGGUGCUGGUGCACGAGUGGCAGGCCGAGCAGCAGUGGCUGGACACAGCGCUGGCUACCAAGCGCACUAAGACGUUCCUGGAGUGGAAGGAGGCGGCCAAGGCGGCGCGCAAGGAGCGGAGGAAGAGGGAGGGCCAGGAGAAGCAGCAGGAGCGACAGGCCAAGCGGCUCAAGAAGGAGCAGGAGGAGGCGCAGAAGGAGGACGAGGGAGGAGACGAAGGGGAGAAGAAAAAGGAAGAGGAGAAGAAGCAGGAAGAUGAGACGAAACAGGAGAAGAAGACGACGCCGUCCCCGCAGAAAAAGAAGCAGGAGCAGGAGCAGAAGCCGAAGCAGCAACAGAGACCCAAACAGCAGCCGCAGCAGCGUCCGACUGGUCAGAAGUCGAAGCCGCCGCAGCAAAAGCAGCAGCAGAAUGCGUCGGGACCGAAGAAAAAUAAGAACAAGAACAAGAAGCGGCGCAACAAGCAGGCAGGGAAUAGAGUAGAGUCCUAA